Branchiostoma floridae (Florida lancelet) is the source of this 1531-nucleotide messenger RNA. RefSeq names its product transmembrane protein 272-like. Bases 280 to 993 code for a protein of 237 amino acids. The transcript has a single exon. Lineage: Eukaryota; Metazoa; Chordata; Leptocardii; Amphioxiformes; Branchiostomatidae. The record is from RefSeq and is a predicted model, not a curated record.
UUUGAGGAGUGAUUCACAGACGUUUCUUUGUUGUUCCGUCUGUAGAGCAGUCAUCGCUGUGGACUCUCCCACUCAAAAUACUUGCGGACAUUGCUUGACCGCUGGUGCGUAUGCAAAUGUCGGACAGUGACAGCUAGAAGAGACCACGCCUUGUCAGCAAACGACGGAACCUCAUAUUCAUAGCCUGCUGCAAUUUCUACCAAGCGUGCUCAAAAGAAAACUUUCCACAAAUUCCUGACCUACUUCGACACGGCUCGUCAAGACACUACCGAAGACAAGAUGGCGACGGUAAGCGAUGUAGAAUCUGGCAAAGGUGGGAUGCCUCUCUCCGAUCUUACAGCGGCGAGUUCAACCGACGUGCGGCCGAAAUUCGGCGGAGCUACCGAAUACCUGGACGACGCCCCUCCUUCGUAUGCCUCCAUUAUUGAACAGAUCAAGAAAGCCAGAGAAGAAUCUGAGGGAAAUGUGGAAUUCGGGAAGAAUGCGUCCACGGCGGUAGCAGGGAGUAAAGGCUGCACGUUUUGUACGGCUGUGUUGAUGGUUGUACCGGUGGCCAUGAUCGCUAUGGGAGCGCUAAGCGUGUAUCUACAAGACUGUCCCAUCCAGCGCAUGAUACCCAUCUACCUGCUCGUCUUCGGCUGUUUCUAUCUCCUGAAGAGUCUCAUCUCUCUGUUUGAGAGAUGCCGCAACCACUGGGACAACGAGAGCGAGAAGAACGCCAAGCCCAACCCAGUAGAAGGGCUCAUCACCUGCUUCCUCUUCGCUUGGUUCAUCGCCGGGAACUAUUGGAUCUACUCUGUGUACAACACCGUGAAUUCAACCGACCCUUUGGACCCGAACUACUGCCAGCCUAUCCUGUAUCAGUUCGCCUUCUGGGUGACCACGGCUAUGUAUAUGGUAGCCGGACUUUUCGUUCUAGUGACAGUCUGUUGUUGCUGUACAGUCUGUUGUAUGAUUUCUAAGGGUUCGACAAAAAAAGGUGCAAUGUCAUAAGUGUUCUUGAAAUCAUUUGAAAAAUAAUCUUUUACGGAAGUUCUAGAAUUCUUCGCUGGAAUUUAUUGAAGGGGUGGGGGGUGUGGGUGUUCCAUUAUACCGCUACCACGCCCUUCCCGUAUGCUACUUGGCAUAAUUUCUAAGCAGAUACGAGGAGAAAACGAUUUUGCAUGUCCACAUCUGCAGGGUUGGUAAACAAAGAAAAGUAACUGUUGUUUGCCUAUGUGUUAGAAAGAGAAAGCAAAGUAAAGACAAGAAAUUUAGACUAAAGUUCACAUGCCAUGCCGUACUGUUACAAAAGCGUACAUCGCAAACAUGGCUUGUCAACUUUGUUAUAUGCAACGUAAAUCUCAAAUGUUUUCCUAAAACUGUUCCGCUCUAGUUAGAGGGGUAAAGGGCUUCAGGGGUUAUUGGAAAGUAGUGCACGCUUUUAGACGGGGUGUGUUUGUUUUAGCCCUGAAGUGGAACACACCUAUGGCUAAUGAUGUCAAGUAUGCUAUCCACCUGCUUGUGUUGUUUUCGUAGAAGUGGGGAGGGG